Molecule: messenger RNA, 3041 nt
Organism: Owenia fusiformis
Lineage: Eukaryota; Metazoa; Annelida; Polychaeta; Sabellida; Oweniidae
Source: the annotation of a GenBank genome assembly
UUUGCAAGGAUACAAAAAUGGCGGAAGCUGCUGUUGAACAGCCUCAAAUACGUUUUUACUGUCAUCAAUGCUCUACUGAAAUUCGACCAAACUUACCAGAUUAUACAUGUCCAAACUGCCAAAGUGGUUUCAUUGAAGAAAUAGCAUCGAGGGAGACUGGUACAGAGGAAAGCCAGGAAGAGUCCAUUGAUCCAGCUGCACAGUUUGCUGAGCUGUGGGGUAGAACAUUUUUAGAAAGUUUUCGCCUACAUUCUGGUCAAGAAUCAGGGGGAGGGAGUGCAGACAACAGAACAGCAGAGGAUGGUCCAGAGGAAAGUAACGGCCCAAGUAGUAACACAAGGAAUGCUCAGUCAAGGCAAGUAAUGUUCCCCCCUGCCAGAGUCCAGUUGCGCAGGACCAGAGGACAUAUGGACAGGCAACCACCUGGCAUUGAAAAUAUAAUCCAGCAAUUACUAGGGGGCCUGGCGCAAGGGGCUGUAUUCCAUACAGUGCCAAGUGGUUUCCCUGGGGGUGGAUUUGGAAUGCCUACUAUGUUCAACCUUCAUGGAAACCCAGGAGACUAUGCCUGGGGGGCAGGAGGUCUAGAUGCCAUCAUAACACAGCUCCUCAACCAACUAGAUGGCUCUGGGGCGCCACCUGCUGACAAAGAGAAAAUAGACAGCUUACCAACCAUAGAGAUUUCUAAUAAAGAUAUAGACAAUAGAGUAGAAUGUUCAGUGUGUAUGGAAGAAUUCCAUCUUUCUGAGAAAGUCAGGGUUCUACCUUGUCAGCAUAAAUAUCACACUGACUGCAUAGUUCCCUGGUUAGAAUUGCAUGGCACAUGCCCUGUGUGCAGGAAGGACCUCAAUGGGGAGGACACUAGUACAGAUGAAUUUAUUCCUGAAAUGGACUUAAAUGACAUGGACACUUCAGCCACCAAUUCAGACUCUACCUCUAAUAGACCGCCAAACUAUGAGGAUUAUGAGCAUGAUUAGGCCUGAGUGAGGAAUGUGGCAGUGUAUUUUGGAUUCCUGUAAGCUUGAUGAUGCUAUAUACAUUGGGCCCAGGAGACAAUUUCAGAAUUUUACAGAAUGUUCAUCAAUUUAUUUGAAUGACAAUUUUUGAGAUCUCAGUCUUGGUUUACAGUUUACACCCAAGAGCGAUCCUGAUAACUGUAACUGUGUAAUGAAAUAAUUGAUUGUAUGCUGUAUUAUUGCCAAGCUGGUUCUUUAGCUCUUUAUUUGUCAACAUAAAAUGUCAAGAAUUUAAAAUAUUGACCUAACUUUCGAUUUUGCCAUUUUUUGACAAAUCCAAUGUAUUUUAUAGCUUAACAAUUCUAAAUUCUUUUCUCUCUACUGUAUCAGCAAACAAUUUUUCAAAGAUAUUUGUUAUUAAUUGGACUAUUGAAUUUAUUGCUCCAGUUUGAAUGCAAAAAUCCACAAAUCAAUAUAGUCAAAGAUCAAAUAAUCCCAUGGUUUUAAAGAGCUGUUCAUAAGUCGCGUGUGAAAAUUUGGAGCUUUCUAUCUUUGGCAUAUUUCGAAUGAUUCUGAAAUAUUUUUUUGAAAUUAUCAUCGGGGUCUUAUUGUAUAUAAAACGUUUGUAAAUAGACUAAGUCUGAUUUGUUUAAAAUCAUCACCAACAUCAGUGCAGUUACAAUGCCCUUUAUAUUCCAUGGGCUUUAUAUAUAUUGGGAGCAGAAAAGAAGUUCAUAUAUGCAAGUUCAUUUAUGCAGAUCAUUCUUGCUUCAAAUAUAUACUCCUGUAUCACAUAAAGGAAAGCAUAGGACAGAAGAAAAACUUUUAGUUGUCAGUGUCCUAAUUUUUCUCAAAUAAAAAGAAGAUAUCUGCAUACAAAAUGAGUGGAGGUUAUUAGUUUCACAUUUCACACAAUAUUUUAAACAUUACAUGAAUGAUAAGACUUUCUGGAAGGUAACUCAACAUUCACAACUAUACAUUGCAUAUGCUUAUUCUGUCCAGUCAAUAUAUACUAAGCUGAGUUUAACAAAUCACAUGUUUUGAGUGAAUAAGUGGUUGUGGUAUUUGGCACUAGGGCUGAUUGUCUCAAGAAUGUAAUCUUAUUUUUGCUUGCUUUGAAAAUUGAAAUUGCCAAGAAAUAACUUCGAUUUUGUUAUAUUUACUUUAAUGCAUACUUUUUAGAAUUGUCAGAACUCUAUUCUUCCCAGUAGAUAUCAGUGCACCAAAAAGUCUCUAGGUAGGCAGAGUAAGAUGAAUUUUGAAGUUGUUGUUAGAGCUUAAAUCAGUGUGACCUACCCUAAAAUAGUAACAUCAAUUUCAUGAAACAGAUAAUAAUGCAUACAGUAAUGGAUGUUUUAGAUUAAGGGAUUUGUGUCUGCUAACAAGAACAAGGUAUACAUUAACAAUACACUUGCUUUUACUACUUUAAGAAUGAGGUAUUCUGAGGGUUAGGCCUGUUUAAGUGGAAUGUCUUUUUAGAGUCAAGUCUCUUGAGAAUUUUGAAUUAUAGAGAAUGGGGAAUUGGUCCCCUUCCUUCAAAAUAUCCUGUUCACUAGGCAAUUAGCCUAAACAAAUGCAUCUAACUCUUUAUGUCAUAAGAGAGAUUGUAUUGGUAACUAGUUUACAGCAAUCGUUGAAAACUGUCAUAUAAGUUUACAUGGAAGUCUCUUUAAUGAGUGAGAUAUAGCACUUAUAGGAUAUCAGAAAAACAGACUAAUGAACUAUUCAAUAGUACAUGUACACAUAUUCUGUCUUUAUAUACUUGCUUAGGACUUGGGACACAUUAAACACAAAUAUACAGAAAUCUAAGAGCAAACGUAUGUUCAUGUAUACAUAAAAUUUGAACAACAAACAUUUUAUGAGAGAGGUAUAAAGAACAUGAGUCGUCACAGUAUGGGAAAGGUACCACAAAUACUAUUGUGGUAUUAAGAUGUACUUCGGCCAUGAGCAAUUGUAUUCCUAUCCUGGGAUGGGAGAUAUCUAAGUAUGGCAUGAAAUAUUACCUAAAGUUUAUGUCAUGUAAAUGAAAUAGUAAUAAAUCUUUUUGUAAUAAAUAAAACACAAAAAGUGACUUAUUAUUUCAACAAU